AUGAACGAACCUGACCUAGAUUUCACUCUCAUAGAUCCCGCUACCUUCCAUAACACAAAAUUCAGCGUCGACUCGUUCCUGGUGUCUCUCACCAAGGAUGUGAUCGGGCCAAGCAAGAGCGCGGGGCCGUUCGCAGCAGGGAAGGAUGCAUUAUCAGCCAAUGAGCAGGUGCAGCGUGUGCAGCGGCUGCUCGGCGUCCUUGAAAGGGCCGAGAGCGAGGUAUCGACGCUGCACGGGCUGUAUGCGGAGCAGGUGCAGGAGCUGCAGGAAGUUGGCAGCAGCGACGAGGCGCAGUACAGGGCGGACGUGGCGGCCCUGGAGCGCUGCGUUGAGAGGAUCAAGGCGGGCGUGAGGGACAUCGACGCCCGCGUCUCGCGCGUCUCGCAGACGGCCACGCGCAUAGGGGACAGGCUGCAGGUGCGCACGCAGAUUCUCUCGGCGGGGGACGGCGGCGGCGCAUCGAAUGAGGGCUUUGUUGCCACAGCAACGUACUCCUCGCUUGGCGCCAUGACGGCCGAGGCGAUGCGGGUGCGCUGCAUGGAGGCGCUUGAGCUGAUGGGGUACCUGCAGGCGUUCUCCUGUCUGCCGAGCGCCCUCGACUUGGAGAAGCUGCCACGCAUCUUCACGGACGACGCCACCAUGGCAGAGGCGGCGGCCGUGAGCCGCCGCCUGUCGCUGCUGGUGGGGGAGGUGGCGGGCGCCAAGGCGCGCACCAAGCAGCGCGAGGGUCUGCAGGCCCGCUUCACGCCCGGCAGCACGGGCGGCAUCGGCAGCGUCGAGCACACAGCCAAGAUGCUGGAGUCGUACUGCAGCCAGCUGGAGCACAGGGUGGUGGAGCGCUUUGACGCCGCAGUGGAGGCCGCUGACGAGGACGAGCAGGCGGAGUGCGUGCGGAUCAUGAUCCAGUGCGACAAGGAGAAGAUCAUCGCGCAGCGCUGGGUGGCCAGCCGCGCCAUCUUCCUGGCCAUUGAUGAUGCGAUGCUGGAGGAGGUCCUCCUAAUCAUGCCGCGGCGGCGGCCGACGGCGGAGGGCGGCACAGGGGACGGGGACGCCGCAGCUGCGGCAGAGCACGACCCUCAGGAGGCCCAGGCCGCUCAGAAGUCCGCACACAACUGCGCAUUCGGCACCUGCAACCGCAAUCUAAAGCCACCAACCGCCAACUGCUGA
Molecule: messenger RNA, 1167 nt
Organism: Monoraphidium neglectum
Lineage: Eukaryota; Viridiplantae; Chlorophyta; Chlorophyceae; Sphaeropleales; Selenastraceae
Exons: 9
Coding region: 1-1167 (388 amino acids)
Biological process (GO): exocytosis; Golgi to plasma membrane transport
Cellular component (GO): cytoplasm; exocyst
Source: RefSeq, a predicted model, not a curated record